Molecule: messenger RNA, 1698 nt
Organism: Nakaseomyces glabratus
Lineage: Eukaryota; Fungi; Ascomycota; Saccharomycetes; Saccharomycetales; Saccharomycetaceae
Gene: ROK1
Product: RNA-dependent ATPase ROK1
Biological process (GO): maturation of SSU-rRNA
Molecular function (GO): ATP binding; RNA helicase activity; nucleic acid binding
Source: RefSeq, a predicted model, not a curated record
AUGGAUAUCUUUAGAGUGUUAACGAGAGGUGCAUCGAUCAACAAGAAGGCCAACCAAAAAGGUAAGACGGUUGACUACAGUACUGCAGACACUGAUAAUGAUAAGGUUGAUAAUAAACAAGUUGAAAAACAGCUGAAUAGAGAGCUUGACUUUUUCAGAAACAAGAAGAUUGUGAGUAAAGUAGAGACUGCAAAGGCUAAGCUAGAGGAUUCAGUAGAAGACAGUCAUCAACAAGAUAAUAACGAUGAUGUUACGGAGGUUGCCUAUGAUGUUAAGAUAACAACUAAAGAGCAGGCAAGUGCGUUAAGAAAGUCUUAUAAGGGUAAUAUUACUGGUGAAGAUAUACCGUUGCCUAUCGGUUCUUUUGAAGAUUUGAUUUCAAGAUUUUCGCUUGAUAAGCGUUUACUUAAUAAUCUUAUAGAAAAUCAUUUCACUGAACCAACACCUAUUCAAUGUGAAGCCAUCCCACUUUGCUUGAAUGGUCGUGAUUUGUUGGCAUGUGCGCCCACGGGUUCUGGUAAGACUCUAGCUUUCUUAAUUCCACUGCUACAACAAAUAAUUGAAGAAAAGAAUUUCUCAGGUGUCAAAGGUCUGAUAAUAUCGCCUACCAAAGAAUUGGCAACGCAAAUAUUUAACGAGUGUGUUAAAUUGUCAAAAAGAAUAUAUUUGGAUAAGAAGAGGCCACUACAAGUUGCCAUUCUUUCGAAGUCCCUGGGUGCUAAACUAAGAAACAAAGUAAUUAGUGACAAGAAGUACGACUUGAUUAUCUCGACACCUCUACGUUUGAUAGAUGUGGUCAAGAACGAGGCUUUGGACUUAUCUAAUGUCAAGCAUUUAAUCUUUGAUGAAGCUGAUAAACUGUUUGACAAGACCUUUAUCGAGCAAACUGAUGAUAUUUUGAAUUCAUGUACUGAUCCAAGUAUGAGAAAGUCGAUGUUUUCGGCUACAAUCCCAAGUAGCGUUGAGGAAACAGCUAAUUCAAUUAUGAAUGAUCCAGUUAGAGUAAUUAUAGGUCACAAGGAAGCAGCCAAUACAAAUAUCGAACAAAAAUUGAUCUUUUGCGGUAACGAAGAAGGUAAGUUAAUAGCAAUCAGACAACUAGUGCAACAAGGUGAGUUCAAGCCACCUAUUAUUAUCUUUUUGGAAUCCAUUGCUAGAGCUAAGGCUUUGUACCAUGAGUUGAUGUAUGAUAGAAUAAAUGUUGAUGUUAUCCAUGCUGAAAGAACUGCUAUUCAAAGAGAAAAAAUAAUAGAACGUUUCAAGACUGGUGAGCUAUGGUGUUUGAUAUGUACGGAUGUUUUAGCAAGAGGUAUUGACUUCAAAGGUGUAAAUUUAGUUAUAAAUUAUGACGUACCAACUACAGCUCAAGCCUAUGUCCAUAGGAUUGGUAGAACUGGUAGAGGUGGAAGAAGUGGUAAGGCAGUCACUUUGUAUACUAAGCUUGACUCCGUUGCUAUUAAGCCUAUCAUUAAUGUUAUGAAGCAAAGUGGCUGUGAAGUAGAAGGAUGGAUGAAUAACAUUUCUAAGAUCACUAAGCGUGAAAAGGAAGCUAUAAAGAAAGGAAAGUCACAUAAGGAAAGAGAUCAAAUAAGUACAGUUCCAAAGGUAGAAAGAUUGAAGAGAAAAAAGAAGCAAGAUAUGAUUCGCGCUUCAAAGAGAAGGCAACUAGAAUCCAACGCAAUAGAAUCUGCUGAUUGA